UGGGCGCGUGCGUUGCAGGGUCUGGCUGCCGGCGGGCCGCAGGUCUACAGACGUUCGCGGGCGGCUGCGCGCUGUCACUCCUCGCCUUAAAUGUCCUGUUGCUGCUCACACUUCAGGUGGUCCGUGUGAUGUUAGUGACCCGUUGACAAGGCAUCAGAUGUGAGGCGCUAGCUACAAUGGAUGAAUACGACGAGUGGCUGAACUGCUCGUGGAAGGCGGGCUACAAGUCGAACUCGAGCGCGCCGGUCUGCCCGUGGCUGACGCAGUCGCGGCCGUACCAGCUGCACUGGGCGCUCAAACUCGCCUGGAGCCUGCUGUACGGCACUAUGCUACUCGUCGCUGCCGCCGGCAAUGCCACCGUCAUCUGGAUCGUGCUCGCACACCGGCGCAUGCGCACGGUGACCAACUACUUCCUGGUGAAUCUAAGCGUGGCCGACCUGCUGAUGGCGCUGCUCAACUGCGCCUUCAACUUCGCCUUCAUGCUCAACUCUGACUGGCCGUUCGGGGUCGUCUACUGCUCGGUCAACAACUUCGUUGCCAACGUGACCGUCUCCUCCAGCGCCUUCACGCUCGCUGCCAUAUCUCUCGACAGGUACAUGGCGAUCGUGAAGCCGCUGCAGCACCGCAUGACGCGGCGGAGGGCCCUGCUGGCGCUACUGGCAGUGUGGAUGGCCAGCGCCCUGCUAGCUGCUCCCUGUCUUGUCUUCUCCACCACCAACGUCCGCACGUACAACGUGGUGUUCCUGUGCGUGACGUACCUGGUGCCGGUGACGGCGAUGGCGGUGUGCUACGGGCUGAUGGGCAGGCAACUGUGGGGAGACCGCGCCAUCGGCGAGAGCACCGACCGCCAGCAGGAGGCCGUCCGCUCCAAGAGGAAGUUUCUGCUGCAUAUAUCAAAGCAGGACGACAACCUGUGCAAAAUAAAGGAAUAUUAG
Messenger RNA from Schistocerca cancellata (South American locust), 935 nucleotides. RefSeq names its product tachykinin-like peptides receptor 86C. Lineage: Eukaryota; Metazoa; Arthropoda; Insecta; Orthoptera; Acrididae. The transcript is spliced from 6 exons. The record is from RefSeq and is a predicted model, not a curated record. Gene Ontology annotation, biological process: G protein-coupled receptor signaling pathway. The coding region runs from base 177 to 935 and encodes 252 amino acids. Gene Ontology annotation, molecular function: tachykinin receptor activity. Gene Ontology annotation, cellular component: plasma membrane.